Messenger RNA from Vicia villosa (hairy vetch), 1939 nucleotides. RefSeq names its product probable lipid-A-disaccharide synthase, mitochondrial. The transcript is spliced from 8 exons. Gene Ontology annotation, molecular function: phospholipid binding; lipid-A-disaccharide synthase activity. The coding region runs from base 61 to 1485 and encodes 474 amino acids. Lineage: Eukaryota; Viridiplantae; Streptophyta; Magnoliopsida; Fabales; Fabaceae. Gene Ontology annotation, biological process: lipid A biosynthetic process. The record is from RefSeq and is a predicted model, not a curated record.
CAUUCGGGACUUCGGGUAUACCACCAAGUUGAAGAAAUUGCAGUGUUCAACUGAGUUGCAAUGUUUGCUCCAAAAGCUUUGAUUUUGUUUACAAGAAAAUGGAAAUUGAAACCACCCAACACUGUUUUGAGCUUUUCUUCGUCUUCACAACACGUCAAGUUCAAAGCUCCAUUGGAUAUGGCUGCAAGAGACGGCGAACUUAGGGUUUUUCUCGUUGCCGGUGAAGUUUCCGGUGAUUCCAUAGCUUCUCGUCUAAUGGCUUCGCUUAAGCUCCUUUCUCCUUUCCCUGUUCGGUUUUCUGGCAUUGGAGGGACUAAGAUGAGAAGUGAAGGAUUGCAAUCUUUGUUUCCUAUUGAAGAUAUCUCAGUAAUGGGAAUUUGGGAACUAUUGCCACAUUUGUAUAGAUUCAAAGUGAGACUGAACGAAGCUGUAAAAGCAGCUUCUCUAUUUGAGCCUCAUGUUGUAUUAACAGUUGAUUCCAAGGGCUUUUCUUUUCGGUUCUUGAAGCAGCUAAGAGCUAGACACAGUCAGCAAAAGUUGCAUUGGCCAGCACAUUUUCACUAUGUAGCACCAUCGUUCUGGGCAUGGAAAGGAGGCGAAGAAAGGCUCGGAGGACUUGCGGAAUUUGUGGAUCAUCUGUUGUGCAUACUUCCAAAUGAGGAUAAAGUUUGUAGAUUGAAUGGAUUAUCUGCAACCUUUGUAGGGCAUCCUGUUUUGGAAGACAUUAUGGAGUUGAAUUUGAUAAACAGUCCCUCAAUCAAUGAAUGUAAGGCUGAAGGAAAUGGUGAAGACUUUCGAAGAAAACAUGAAGUUCCUCCAGGAGCCACUGUUAUUAGCUUGCUUCCUGGAAGCAGAGUACAAGAAGUCAGUCGGAUGCUUCCCAUCUUCGCAAACACAAUGGAACUACUGAAAGACAAUGUUCAACAGUUGAUGACAAUCAUUCAUGUUGCACCUAAUGAACAUGUGGAAAACUUCAUUGCCGGUGCUGUUCAUAGAUGGCCCGUCCCUGUUGUAUUGAUUCCUGGUGGAGCUACACACAUGAGAUAUGAUGCUUUUAGUGCUAGUAAAGUUGCAUUGUGCACAUCCGGGACAGUUGCUGUGGAGCUGCAGCUUGCACGUUUACCUUGUGUUGUGGCAUAUCGUGCCCAUAUUUUGACUGAAUGGUUUAUUAGGUACAAAGCCAAGAUACAAUACAUAUCACUUCCCAAUAUUCUUUUGGAUUCAGCCAUUAUUCCCGAAGCACUCUUUCAAUCCUGCAAACCGGCAAACCUAGCCCUAUUGCUCAAAGAUAUAAUACAUGAUCGUGCUUGUCGAGAAAAACAAAUACUUUCAGCACAAAAGUUCGUCAAGCUUUUAAUGCCUUCAGAUGGAAUAAACCAGAACCUUGCAAAGCAAAGUUUGAUGGGAAAAUGUCCUGAUUACAGUCCAAGUGCUGUUGCAGCAUUGACUAUAUUAAACUAUGGGAAGCCUGUGAUUCAUGACUAAUGAACAAGUUUAUGUAGCAUUGAGUUUUAUUACUACCGGGUUUAAGGUUUAGAAAUAUCUCAAUAUAAAAAAAAAACCACCACAUCGUGUCCCAAUAAUUUAUAAUUUUCAAUUAUUCUAUACUCUAUACUUCAUGUACUUUUUCUAUAGAAAAAUAAAUACUGUACGUACUUGAUAGUGAUUGAUGGCACUGAAACUGUCCACAAACUUGAACAUGCCACGCAUUUUUAUUUUUAAUUUUUAUCAAUACUUACGUCAUUUUAAUAUAUGACGAUAUAAAUCCACCAACUUGCAAGUUGCCAUGAAUAUCCAACCACCAAAACGUUCGCAUUAAUAUUCAACUAUACAAAACUAUUAUUAAAAAUCAACCAUGCAUUUUAUAAAAAAUAAAUAAACAACUAGAAAAAAAAAAUCCCAAUAGACAUCACUCAACUAUUUAGAGAAAUUCAAUGAC